Messenger RNA from Colletotrichum abscissum, 1425 nucleotides. RefSeq lists its product as uncharacterized. Gene Ontology annotation, molecular function: transmembrane transporter activity. Bases 1 to 1425 code for a protein of 474 amino acids. Lineage: Eukaryota; Fungi; Ascomycota; Sordariomycetes; Glomerellales; Glomerellaceae. The record is from RefSeq and is a predicted model, not a curated record. The transcript is spliced from 3 exons. Gene Ontology annotation, cellular component: membrane. Gene Ontology annotation, biological process: transmembrane transport.
AUGAGCGACAACAUUGAAGCAUCACCGGCAGCGGCUGACACUGCCAGCGGCCAUGAGGUCGCUCUCAAAGGGCAAGUCGCUGAUGAAGGCUAUGAUAUUUUUGAGGAAGGCAUCGCGCAGUCCGUGCCGCAGGAUAUUGCCAAUGCUGUCAGGCGCAAGAUUGAUCGCCAUCUUUUAGCGUUGAUGUGCUUGCUGUAUGGCCUCAACUAUGUCGACAAAGUUGCAAUGGGAUGGGCAGUAUUGUUCGACUUCCGCAAAGACCUUGGUCUGGUGGGAGAUGAAUAUUCAUGGGCCAGCUCCAUGUUUUACUUCCAUCUUGGCCUGCGAAACUUUGCCGGACUGAUGGUAGUCCGCUUCCUCCUCGGUGUAGCUGAAUCGGUUGUAACUCCUGGCAUUCUGCUGUAUACUUCUAUCUGGUACACCCGAAAGGAACAGGUCUUGCGUACGAUGCUGUGGGCUGCUAUGCAAGGGGCAUUUUCCAUUGUUUGCAGCUUGUUGUCUUUCGGCCUGGGUCAUAUUACCAACACCGCCUUGAGGCCUUGGAUGUACAUCUUCCUAGUCUUGGGCAUUCUCAGCAUCUUGGUAGGCGUCCUCUGGAUCAUUUUUAUGCCGGAAACCCCCAACAAGGCCAAGUUUCUCACACACGAGGAGCAAGUCAUUGCCGUACAGCGUGUUGCGCAGAACAUGACAGGCAUCAAAGGGUAUGAAUGGAAGCACUACCAAAUGUGGCAUGCAGUAAUCGAUGUGAAGACUUGGCUGGUACUGGCAUUUGUUCUCUUCACUCAACUCCCUAAUGGCGGUCUCACAUCAUUCGGAAGCCUGGUUAUCUCAGGGUUCGGCUUUGACGCGUUCCGAACACUGCUCAUUGGCCUUCCUUCAUCCGUUGUCAGUGCAGGGAGCAUGAUUGUUUGGGGAACCAUUUCAAUUAAGUAUGGAAAUCUCCGAACAUGGGGCAUGAUCAUACCUCUGCUACCUGCGAUUGCAGGAAUCGCGGCUGUCUAUGCUACUAUGGAUACGGGGGCAAACAAGUACGGGCGGGUAGUUGCAUACUGGCUGAUCAACUCGUAUGCUGUAACAUGGCCAUUUGUCUUGACUAUUGUCGGUCAAAAUGUCGCAGGCCAUACCAAGCGGGCAUUUACUAACACCAUGCUCCUAAUGGUCUUCGCUGCUGGAAAUAUCGCUGGUCCAUUCUUUUUCCGCAGUCAAGACGCCCCAAAGUACUUUCUUGCUAUUGCGGUAGUUUUGGUCUGUUUCUGCGCGGCACUUUUGACUGCGAUCGUCUUACGAUUGUACAUGGCUUGGCAAAAUAGGCGCCGGGAUAGCAAGUACGGUAACGUUGAUGGAGUCGAGAAGGUUGACGGGAUGAGGUUUGGAAUGCACGACAAGACAGACUUGGAGAAUUUGGAUUUCAGAUACGUUCUCUGA